CCCAUAUGUUGUAAAAGGAGAAGGCUUUAUGUAGUGGGUGUGUAAUGCAGCUUCAUGUUGUAAGAUAAGGGGAGACAUAACUACCUGCUGUACAGAGAAUUCACUAAAGCAAAACAACAGGGUUUCUGGUGUAGGUGGGGUUAGAGUGAAUGAUAGGAGGGUGAGUCGAGGGUGAGGAGUGAGGAAAGAACAUUGCUGGCUGUGGGGCAGAGGCUGUUUGGGUUUUAUAGUGUAGAGACACUCUGAAGACAGCCGUGACAGAGAGGAAGUGUGAUAAACAGCUCAGGAAAUGACUUUUUAAAUUAUUAGUUCUGUUUUUAUUUUUAUUUUUGAGGCUGGGUUGUACUUUGACCAAACAUGAGUAGUGAUGGGACAAAACAGCAUUUUGUGUCAACCUUUAGGAUGCAGAUUAAGCCACCACGCGUAUCCCCUGCACCAGCACACGGAUCAGGAUCUGUUGACCCGGGGGCUGCAGGCAAACGCACUGAAAGAGAGUUCAGAAAAAUAAACAGUGUCAAAAAUGUUUCUGAGAUCUCUUCGUCAGCAACCAGGGCUCUCAUUGAAAAUGGAAGCUGUCCACAGUCUCCAAAAGGAAACCUGCACAGGUUUGAAAGAUCACCUACAGGGGGCUGCUCCCCUACAGGGGGCUGCUCCCCAGUGUCUUCUCCCAGAGAAAUUAUACCAAAGAAGCGAGCCAGCUCAGCGAAAGGUUUGCCACCAGUGCGGUUUGAAAACCCUCCACAGCACGUGGAGGUAAAGACCGGGCAGACCGCCCGCCUGACCUGUCAGUUCACCGGCAGCCCGCCACUUGUGUCUUGUUGGAUCCGAAACAAAGAGCAGAUAGUGGACGGUUCCAAGCUCUGGACAGAAAACACUGAUCAGAGCAGCACACUGGUCAUAGAAGAGGUCACACCACAUCACGCUGGUUCCUAUUCCAUUGUAGUGAGGGACCGCAAGACAUCAGCGCAGCACACGCUUACCCUUUCUGUUAUAGAGCCACCACAGCCACCCACCUCCUGCCCAGUCAUCACCCGUGUCUCUCCUGCCAGCCUGGUUCUGACCUGGUCAGGUCCCUGCUACGACGGUGGCAGUGCCGUACUGGGUUACGUGGUUGAGGUGAAAAGAGGAAACACCAGGGACUGGUGUCAACUCACUGACCAUUGCAAGAGUACUUCAUAUAAAGUGUGUACGGACCUGCAGCCACAAGAAAAAUACUGCUUUAGAGUGAAGGCCUACAACAAAGUUGGGAGAAGUGAGCCAGGACCAGUGUCAGAGGUGGUCAGGAUGGAGCAAAGAGAUUCAGAGAAACCAAAAAAUGAGGAAGAGUCUCAACUUCAUACCUGCGUCACUAUUGACUCGACCCACAAAGUCACGGAACACUACAUGCUGCAGGAAAAACUGGGGAUGGGAAAGUUUGGCCUGGUUUUUAAGCUGACCCACAGAGAGACAGGACGGGUGUGUGCCGGAAAGUUCUACAAAGGCCGGCGAGAAAAGGAGAGGGAGGCGGCCCGCAAGGAGAUCGAGCUCAUGAACCAUCUCCGCCACGACAAGUUGGUUCAGUGCCUGGCGGCCUAUGAUCACAAGCCUGAGAUAGUGAUGGUCAUGGAGUUCAUCGCCGGUGGGGAACUGUUCGAGCGUAUUGUGGAUGAUAACUUUGAGCACACGGAGCCUGCGAGUGUCCACUACAUGCAGCAGAUCCUCGAGGGAGUUUCCUACAUGCAUGACCAGAACAUUGUCCACCUGGACCUCAAACCUGAAAACAUCGUGUGCCUUGACACCACUGGCACCUUUGUCAAGAUCAUUGAUUUUGGAUUGGCCAGGCGUCUGGAUUCCACGACACCCCUGUUGGUAAUGCAAGGGACGCCGGAGUUUGUAGCUCCCGAGGUGAUCAACUACGAGCCUGUGUGUUUUGCCACAGACAUGUGGAGCAUCGGGGUGAUCUGCUACAUACUACUGAGUGGCGAGUCGCCUUUUCAGGGCAGCAGUGAUGCAGAGACUCUGGCUUUGGUCACAGCUGCUCAGUGGGAGUUUGACGAGGAGAGUUUCGACGAAAUUACAGACGAUGCCAAGAAUUUCAUCAGUUCCCUGCUCAACAAGGAUACCAGGAGAAGGAUGUCAUGUAAAGACGCCCUGGCUCACCCCUGGAUGGCAGCAUUUGACACUGAAGCUCUGGCCACCAAGUGCCUGUCCAAAGAGAAGAUGAAACGGUUCCUAGCCAGACAAAAGUGGAAGAAAGCAGGUAAAGCCAUGCUUGCUCUGAAGAGAAUGGCUUUACUUUCCAAAAGCGAUAGCUCAGCAUCUCCUACCAGCCCUGAAUUAGAUUCACCCCUAAGCCCUGAAGCACAGCACGCUCUUCAGUCUCUGGAGCGCAAGAUGCAGAGUCGGCCCCACUUCACCCAGUGCUUGGAGGACCAGACUGUAGCGCAGGGAUCCACUGCCUGCCUCACAUGUCACCUCACAGGGUACCCUGAUCCAGAGGUGGUAUGGCUCUGUGGGGGGGAGUCCAUUGAAGAAUCCCCCUCGGUGCAGAUAGAGUAUGAGGAAGAUGGCUGUUGCACCCUGGUUCUCAACCAAGUCAGCACCAAGGACUCCAAUGUGUACACCUGUCGAGCCACCAAUGACCAGGGAGAGACGUGCUGCUCAGCCCACCUCACUGUUCAGAAGUAGCUUAGUGUAAGCUAACGUUACUUUAGCCUUAAGACUUCUACAUUGACAUAAACACAUGUUCGAAUAGUAUUUUUCAUUAUCCCUUCAUUAUUUAUCAGGGGUAAGCAGUUCCAUGUUUUGAGAUGGAGAUCGGGCUGUGUUUAGAAUUCCCUGCCAAGACUAAGGAAGUAAACUGUUUUUCCAAAUUCUCAAAGACAUUAUGUCUGACUGUGGUGCUUUUUAGUUUUAACCAUUUCUUUUUUAAACAGUGUUGGGUGCAGUACACAAA
This is a messenger RNA of Cynoglossus semilaevis (tongue sole), 2935 nucleotides long. RefSeq names its product myosin, light chain kinase 5 (gene mylk5). Gene Ontology annotation, biological process: protein phosphorylation. The transcript is spliced from 15 exons. Gene Ontology annotation, molecular function: ATP binding; protein kinase activity; protein binding. Lineage: Eukaryota; Metazoa; Chordata; Actinopteri; Pleuronectiformes; Cynoglossidae. The record is from RefSeq and is a predicted model, not a curated record. Bases 358 to 2667 code for a protein of 769 amino acids.